CUUAUAGCACUUUCAUUGUUAUCCCAAUAAAUACCACAAAAUACUGUGCUAGCAUUUUAUGUUCAUUGUAAAUAAAAGCCCCGAAUGCUCGUCUCUCCGCUCCACAAUUAUGCACCACUUUUUGUAAAUUACAGCUAAAAAAUAUGCAACAUUCCAUCUCACUGUCCAGCAUUUAAAUAAAUGUUCCUUUUCAAAAAAUAAAUAAAUAUCAAGUGGAGUAUCACGACAAAAAUCGUAAUUCUUCACUUGUUGGGUCUCAGCACCUUGACACAAAAAUUCAGACUGCUGGGUAGAACAUGUUUAAAAUUAAAAUAAUAAAAUCAAAUCAAAUAAUUCUUUCUACAUAAGACGUCACCAUCCCUGUUUGAGGAAACUCCAGUGUUUGGGUUUUUGGCUUCCUUUGGGAGAGAACGUCGCUGUUCUCUGAACCAUUUCAGAAUCAUCAUCAUGUAACUGCUAAUCAACAGGCCUUGACUGCAGAGGACACAUUUCAAACUGCGCUGAUGGGACACAAACAAAACAGAGAGCGUUUGCAGACAGCAGCAGCAGCACCUGCUCUCUGAGCCGUUGGACCGAACGUCGCUGCCAGCUCAGGGAUUCCUGUGCACAUUAGCGUCUGCGUGGCUUCAACAGUUUUGGUGAAAGUACACGAGCUGCUGGCCCGCCCUCCGUCCCUCUGACCCCCGUCCUAUUCUCUGCCUCUCUCCUGUUGUCCCAGCAUGGCUGCAGGAUGGCUGCGCUUUGGCCUCUCCCUCUGCUGCUCUCCCAGCGUCUCUGGGCCUGUUUGGCCCUGACCCUCCCGGAGGAGCCUCACGACGGGCCCCCGUCGGCGGGCUUUGACGCCGGCCGCGUCGGCCCAUCUGUGGAUCUGCCCGGUGCUCUGAGGGUGUUCAGCUUGGACUACCACCACGUGCAGGCUCCCUUUGAGAUUGUGUUGUGGAUAAUGCUGGCCUCACUGGCCAAGCUGGGUUUCCACUGGUCCGGUCGAGUCCCAGCUGUUGUCCCAGAAAGUUGCGUCCUCAUCAUGGUGGGCCUGCUUGUGGGAGGGGUGGUCUACGGGGUCCGCCACUCUGCUCCCCCUACUCUGAGUGCCGACGCGUUCUUCCUCUUCCUGCUCCCGCCCAUCGUUCUAGAUGCAGGUUACUUCCUGCCUGGGAGGCUGUUCUUUGAAAACCUUGGUACCAUCCUCUGGUAUGCGGUGCUGGGAACCCUAUGGAACGUGCUGGGCAUUGGCCUGUCUCUGUACGGCGUUUGCCUGCUGGUUCCAGACUCUCUGGGAGACAUCUCUCUGCUCCACUGCCUGCUGUUUGGCUCGUUGAUCGCUGCCGUUGAUCCCGUGGCCGUGCUUUCCGUCUUCCAAGAGAUGCACGUCAAUGAACAGCUGCACAUCUUGGUGUUUGGAGAGUCGCUGCUCAACGACGCUGUCACAGUGGUGCUCUACAAGCUCUUUGAGUCCUUUCUGCGGCUGCCUUCGGUGACUGGAUUGGAUGUACUGGUGGGAGGUUUGAGGCUGAUAGUGGUGGGUUUGGGAGGCUUCUUUGUGGGACUGUUCUUUGGCUUGGUGGCAGCUCUCACCUCACGGUUCACCUCCAGAGCCCAGGUCAUCGCUCCCCUCUUUGUCUUCCUGUAUUCCUACCUGUCCUACCUGACUUCAGAAAUGCUUCACUUCUCAGGAAUCAUGGCCAUUGUGACCUGUGCUGUGACCAUGAAACAGUACGUGGAGGCUAACGUGUCAGAGCGCAGCAACACCAACAUCCAAUACUUCCUGAAGAUGUGGAGUAGCGUGAGUGAGACCUUGAUCUUUGUCUUCCUCGGUGUGUCCACCAUACAAGACAUACACAUGUGGAGCUGGCCCUUUGUCUGUUCCACCCUGCUGCUCUGCCUCGUCUGGAGGGCCACAGGCGUUCUCUUGCUCACCGCUGUGGUGAACAAGCUUCGGAGGAACGCCGUGACCUUUAGAGACCAGUUCAUCAUCGCCUACGGUGGCCUCAGAGGAGCAAUCUGCUUUUCUCUGGUCUUCCUCAUUGAUGACUUCCCAAAGAAGAGGCUCUUCAUCACAACCACCAUCGUGGUCAUUCUCUUUACCGUCUUUGUGCAGGGGAUGACCAUCAAGCCUCUGGUGGAGCUGCUGGACGUGAAGAGGAAGAAGAGAGCUCUGCCUACUGUCAGCGAGGAGAUCCACAGCAGGGUCUUAGACCAUCUGCUCUCAGGAAUAGAAGAUGUGGUUGGCUACUGGGGGCAACAUUACUGGAGAGACUGGUUUGAGCAGUUCAACAAGAGGUACCUUCGACGUUUCCUUAUCGGCGAGCAUCACCAGGCUCGCUCCAGCAUCCUGAGAGUCUACCAGGAGCUGGAGAGGAGGGAGCAGCAGGGGGGCGAGGAGGCACCGCCACCAGUGGACCCCCGCCCUGGCGGCCGUCCCCUCUUGCCGGAGGAAAUGGACAGCAUCAGGCGUAUUCUGUCCAGAAACCUGCAAAACUUUAACAAGAAGCAGACUCCAGCCUACAGUAGACACACCUUGCACCAAGAUGGCUCAGCGAAGACGGCCCUGCACAGACAUCAGAGCCUUCCAGAGAGACACACCUGUAGCAGAAGCGCGCUCUGCCCACAGCGGGCGCAAGGAGAGUUCUCCAAGUCUUACAGAGGGAGAGCACGACUCAGCAGAUCUCACACAGUGUGCUCAGCAAGCCCGAGACGGUCCGACCCCCCCGACUCUGUAGACCCGGCUGCUCUGAAUCCGACUCAGCCAUCGGAUCCCGAACCUGCUGCGGAGGAGCAGCAAUCUCCGCUGCACCGGGCGCCGGUAGAGAGAGCAACAAAGAAACAACUCAGCUUUGUUCUGGAAAGGGAGACGCAUCAAUAAAGGGAGAGAGUGGCUGCGUUUCCAUCACAAAUAUACGCAGAACUUGGCCGUUGUCCGAAAACAACAAAACAA
This is a messenger RNA of Xiphophorus couchianus (Monterrey platyfish), 2935 nucleotides long. RefSeq names its product sodium/hydrogen exchanger 2-like. Gene Ontology annotation, cellular component: plasma membrane. The coding region runs from base 731 to 2863 and encodes 710 amino acids. The transcript has 13 exons. Gene Ontology annotation, molecular function: potassium:proton antiporter activity; sodium:proton antiporter activity. Gene Ontology annotation, biological process: regulation of intracellular pH; proton transmembrane transport; sodium ion import across plasma membrane. The record is from RefSeq and is a predicted model, not a curated record. NCBI's taxonomy places the organism in Eukaryota, Metazoa, Chordata, Actinopteri, Cyprinodontiformes, Poeciliidae.